CGUCUACAGAAUUCCCCGUUCAUUUCCUUUUCGUUGACCACCGGGCGUCCUAAAGCUGUAGUACGUGCAAGGCCAUUUUUUAAUGAGAGUAUAAAAGCGGUGGAUCACAACUCUGUUGGAUAUCUUCACUGCUGAGCUCCAGUUGAGGAACAAUGAAGUCUUCAUCGUUGAUUUGUGUGUUGGCGUUGGUGGCUGCGGCCAGCGCUGCUCCUCAGUAUCCGAUCCUUUACCCCGUCGGUUCACCUUUGUCACCUGUGCAGCCUUGCUCACAGGAUGAAUUUGGCCGUCUUAUUCCUGGCGGAUUUGUUUAUCCCGGCCAAGGAAAUAUGCAGAUUGGUUCUUGGCCCUGGGGACUGAUGAACCCUAUGCCUUUCUACCCCACCGAUCCUCGUUUUAUUGUCUUCCCUGGACCUGGAAUCCCAAUCACCAGCGACAACUCCGAGAUCAAACCCAUUGAGGAGAUCAAACCCAUCGCGCCGACCGUUCCAGUCACUGGAGUCACCCCUGCGGAAUCCAAGCCAAGGGAAUGGUUAUCCUCCACUCCAACUGUUGCCUCAAGAUCUCGUUGCCUUGCAGAUUAUCGCAGUCAAAAACCUGAAGCCCCACCUGCCAUCGUAGGAUACAUGGUAGAAAGUGAUAUUGCCACCCCCCAUCAGUACCCGUUUAUGGUGUCACUUCUUGAAUUAAACGAUACAACCAAGAGAUUCGAGUUAACCUGCGGUGGAUCUUUGAUUAGUCCAACUAAAAUCCUUACAGCUGCCCAUUGCGUAGGCAACGGCAAUGCUGCCCUUAUUCCCGCGAGCCGAUUCCAAGUUAAGCUUGGCGUACAUUUCUUGAACAAAACGACAAACGACGCCCAGUUGUCAAGGAACGUCAAAACAAUUAAGAUCCACGAGGAAUACGAUUCUGCUGAAUUUUAUAAUGACAUCGCCAUUCUGACGCUGUCUUCACCCGUGGAAUACACGGAUACCAUUUCCCCCAUUUGCAUGGUACCAAAUUGCUUAAACGACGAUAGCGGCCAAGCAGUAAUUGCCAUGGGAUGGGGAGACACGACAGACGGAGGAGUAAAUUCUGAUUACCUGAGAUUCGCGCAACUUUCUACGGUUCCAUUCGCAAAAUGCCAGAGGAAAUGGGGGGAUGGCAUUGAUUCAAAUCAGAUGCUAUGUGCCUUUAAAGAAGGUCAAGAUACGUGCCAAAAUGACAGCGGCGGCCCAUUGGUCAUUGAGAACAAAUCCCAAGAUGACAAGUCAUGCCGUUUUAUGCAAGUUGGUAUCGUCAGCUUUGGAAAAGGCUGUGCCAAGGGCCGUCCCGGUGUUUAUUCUCGAGUCAAAAAAUAUUUGCCUUGGAUUGAGAAGAACUCGAAAUAAUGCGGACAUCCUGCCAACGCAAUCUUCUGUCGCGGGCAUUCGCAUUUGCAAUCCAUGACUCAACCGACCGACCGAUACGCGCGAUAAAUCCCGAUUGAAUGGCCAACUCAUUUUCUUAUCCCUUUGAAUGUUUUGAAUUACUUUCAUGUCUGUAAUUGGUUUAAAGUUCAAAAAGGCAAUUAAAAUUUUUGUUAGAAUA
Messenger RNA from Daphnia pulex (common water flea), 1566 nucleotides. Its product is annotated as tryptase-like. The transcript is spliced from 8 exons. Lineage: Eukaryota; Metazoa; Arthropoda; Branchiopoda; Diplostraca; Daphniidae. Bases 153 to 1367 code for a protein of 404 amino acids. Gene Ontology annotation, molecular function: serine-type endopeptidase activity. The record is from RefSeq and is a predicted model, not a curated record. Gene Ontology annotation, biological process: proteolysis.